AUGCCUCGCGCUCCAGGUUCGGGCAAGCGACAGCAAGGCGCCGCCAGUCACCGCGACACUCGUCAUGAGAAUGGCCUUGUAGGCCCGGCCAAGCGAUCUUCAGACAAGAAGGGCUCAGGGCAGCUCGACAGCUCUGCUCGCCGAUCCGACCAAGGCGUCGCCGGCGCUGCAGGGCAGUCGACGCCAGCCAACGGCCUCACCAACGGUUCCUACAAGCACUGCGUUUAUGAUGCCUCCAACGAUUCUCGCGCCAACGACGAUCCCCGCCGCUCCUCGCUCGGCGCCGUAUCCGAAAUGUCCUCCGACUCAUCCAACUCCGGCGGCGCCAAUGGUGUCGUCGACGCCGGCCACCGUCAGAUCGAUGUCAAUGCCAUGAAGAACGCCGACGUCCACCGCGACUCGGGUCCAUUCGAUCUCGCCACCACCGUCCUCAAGACUCUGCCCAUGCAGGAUACGCUCGCGAUUCUCAUCAUCCUCAUGCACGUCCCGUCGCUCUCGCUCACGGUCAUCUACACCAUCUUCACGUUCCUCACCUUUGUCCCUCCCGUUACGACCAGCUCGGGCAUGAACAUCAACCUCGCCGAGAUCUUUGACGGAAACUCUACUAUGCCGUCCUUGGUCACGGUUUUGUGUAUGGAUUUCUUCUUCCUUCUAAUAUGGCUUUUCCUAUGGGGUCCGAUCCAGGAUGCAAUUCUAGAUUUCGCCAAACCAGUCAUUGCCAUUACUCUAGGAGGAGGGACCAGCACGAGGGACGGAACUUCAAGAGGACUCACCACAUGCUUCAUGUGGGUGGUUGGCCAUCAUCUACUCCGAGGGACUAAAGCUCACUGGGGUCGCGUGGCUCGCCACAUCCCGGAGCAUUGGCGAAUCCCUCAUGUUUUCAACAGCUCUCUCAACCCCACCUCGAGCGUGUACGAUAAGAGGAGUGCAUAUGGGUGGGUGAGGAGCGUUUUGGCUAUUCACAUCUUGACACAGGGCAUCGUACGAUAUGUUCGAGAAUGGUAUUUGAGGCGCGAAAAGGCCAAUGCCUCUGUCGGAGCCAGCGAUCCCGAGGCCGGGAAGCCACCCAGCGUGGUAGGUGACACGGCCAACGAGGGAGGAUUCGCGACGCCCGAUACAGAGACAGGGCUGCAAUCGGCGCCUCCUGUGUCAACAAGCAAAAAAAGAAGAAAGCAAAGCACUCAGGUUCGCCUACAGCAACCGCUAUGGGCGGCACUAGCGAGCACAAAGAUUGUUGUAGUGAAGGAAUAUGAGUUAUCCCAUGCGGCCUCAGAGUCGGCUGGGACCAACGCAACUGACAUUCACAACCUUGGAAACGCUCCUUUCAACAACCAACCCAGCCAAAUAUGGAUAUCCUACAUCGGAAGCGAUGAAGUAUGUUUUAGCACCAGCCAUUUCCCCGAAAUCGAUGACGACGCACCGCGAUCCGUCGAGUCUUCAGGCGAAGACUCGCGACCUUCCAAUAUCGACACUUCGAAGCCUUUCUACGUCCGGGUUAACAACGCUGUCUGGCAGCCUACGCGCAUGUUUCCUAUCGAGGAAUCCCCGGAGGAUUCACGAGAGGGUGUGCGUUGGACGGGCGAUAUCUACGGACUCCGACCUGCUUCCAAGUACGAGUGCGAGUUUCUAGACAGCCAGACGGACAAGGUUCUUUUCUCGACCAGCAUCAGGACCGUCCAGGCUACGCAGCGAGAGGCGGACGGUGUCCCCCCUCCCGUGGCCAAUGGACAGCGUUCUCUCCGACCGGAUUCCCCCGCCACGACUCUCAGGACUUCGCUUGCUGCGGUUGAGCUGAAGUUCAACGAGGAAAAGUCACGCCUCAAGACUCUUCGAAAGGAGUUUAAGAACCGGGCCAGCAGUCUCAGAAAGGACAACGAGCUUUUGGAUAACCAACUUGCAUCUGCCGGAAACCACGACGAAAAAUUCAGACAAAAGAUUCGCCAACAGGAACUUGGAAAAGCGCAAGCCGAGCGGGAGACCAAGGAGAUUACUGAACAACUCAAAAACUUUGACCACUCGCCUGACCUCCUCGAGCAUAAGAAGAGAGUCGAGAGACAAUACAGCAGUGAAAAGAAGGUUUUUGAUACGGCUCAGAAAGCGUUCAAGGAACACAAGGUCGGACUGGAGAAGGAGAUCAAGGCCAAGGAGGUUGAAAAGUCCAACCUCAACACUCGCCGAAACAAGGUGGCCACGCGCAUUGCCAAGGUUGAGAACGAGCUUGCCAACAUCACCGAUGCUAACAACCGUGGUCUUGACGAAGCCGAACGACGCAACCAGGAGCGUAAUGUCUGGCAGGAGCAUGUAGCCGGCAUCGAAGCGAACUACAAUGAGCGGCUCGCCCAGGUCCGUGCUGACAACGCGGCUCGGGCUGAGCACAUCAGGAACGCCCAGAUGCAGCUGCAGAGCUUCCAUGAGUUCAUCAACUCGGCCAACGGCAUGGCGUAUGAGUUGGCUGAUGCAGGCCACCCGCACCUUGGUCCUCCUUUCCAACCCACCACGACCACGACGAGUACUUGGAAUCCUGAUCCCACAGCUCCUCCGCAUUACCCGACCGGUCUCUGGCAGGGUUCCGGCGAUGUCCUUCCUUCUGUUUCUGCUCCUGCACUCCCAUCCAUGUCGCUUUGGCAGCCUCCGCCGACUGCGUCGUCUUUUGAGCCACGAGUGACCCGAUCUAGAGGACGCAGCUCCAGCAUGCUGAGUAACGUCAGCGGCUUCACGCAGUCGAGCGAUGAGGAGUAUGCGUCGCCACCCAUGGAGUCUCAUCGAGUCAGACACAUCUGGGCGAGUCGUACCAGGGCCAGCGGAAGCGGUGGCGGUAGCACCGGCAGCAGCGGUGAUCCGACAAGCCCUUGA
Messenger RNA from Fusarium keratoplasticum, 2853 nucleotides. RefSeq lists its product as uncharacterized. The transcript has a single exon. The record is from RefSeq and is a predicted model, not a curated record. Lineage: Eukaryota; Fungi; Ascomycota; Sordariomycetes; Hypocreales; Nectriaceae. Bases 1 to 2853 code for a protein of 950 amino acids.